Molecule: messenger RNA, 1202 nt
Organism: Lucilia cuprina (Australian sheep blowfly)
Lineage: Eukaryota; Metazoa; Arthropoda; Insecta; Diptera; Calliphoridae
Exons: 5
Coding region: 92-1105 (337 amino acids)
Source: RefSeq, a predicted model, not a curated record
UGGCCUUUGAAAUUUCAAACACCGCUAUUUUAGUUUCACAUUUAGCUUGAACUUAAAAGAGAACACAAACAUUUGAAAUAAAUAAAAUAAAAUGAAAAGUGAAAAAUUUACAAUAUUUUUAGCAAUAAUUUUAAAUUGUGUGAAUUUAAUACAAAGUGAUGAACUACUUGAGCUGAACUGUAUUAAUGAAACGCAAUGCAAACAAUUUCAACAUUCUGGUAUUAAAUCCGCGUGCAUUGAAGAACAAUGUCACUGUAGCAGUAGCAAUGGAGAUAAUGUUAAAUGCCAACCAUUGAACCAUAAAGUGAACAAUAUUAUUAGUGGACCAUGUCCUUGCCAGCAACCAAAUGCUGAAUGUGAUACGCAACAGGAUGUAUGUUAUUGUGCCAGCAAUUUUAUGCCCAGCAGUGAUAAAAGGCGAUGCAUUGCAAAAAUGGUGGCAUUGGGUGAGAAAUGUGAACUAGAUUCACAGUGUCAAAAAGUAGAUUUUAAUGCAAUCUGCCAUGAAUCAUCGAAACAGUGUAUUUGCAUGGAUCAGUUUAUUAAUAAUGAAGGAAAAUGUACAUCUAUAGUGGGCAAUAAAUCCUUUUGCUCCAACGACGAGCAGUGCACCGAAAAAUAUGGCGAAAAUACCCAAUGCAGCAAUAUAACCCAACAUUGUAUCUGCAAACCCGAACAUUUUGCUUCCAUCGAUAAUGCACGCUGUUUGAAAAUAUCAAAAUAUUUGGAAGCUUGUACCGAAAAUAUCCAAUGUAUGGGCACUAUGGGUCCAGGUGGUAAAUGUACGGAAAAUGUCUGCCAGUGUUCGGAAAAAUAUUUCGUAGAAGAGAAGAAAACCGAAAAAAAUUUCGUGGAAACAGUGUGUACUGCCGUUGUUGAACGUGGUCAUUAUUGUCGCAUUGACGAAGAUUGUUAUCAACGUCAAUUGAACGAAUCGCAACAAUCAAUGGAUUGUAUUUAUGGUGAAUGCAAUUGUAAGAUGGGUUUUAAUUCGUACAACGAUGGUGAUUGUAUCGAAGGUUCCGGUGGUGCGACCAUUAAAACUUUAAUGAGUUUAAAUUUAAUACUGCUUCCUCUUUAUAUAUUUGUAAAUAGUUAUUUUUAAAAAUGGGUUUAAUUAAGUAGUAAUGUUAUUUAUUGUACUGCUUGUGUAAAUAUGUAUGUGAAUUUAAUAAAAAAAUAUAUAAGUAGUUGAAAUUUUG